Messenger RNA from Dromiciops gliroides (monito del monte), 1526 nucleotides. Its product is annotated as b(0,+)-type amino acid transporter 1-like. Gene Ontology annotation, molecular function: L-amino acid transmembrane transporter activity. Gene Ontology annotation, biological process: amino acid transmembrane transport. Gene Ontology annotation, cellular component: membrane. The transcript has 6 exons. The record is from RefSeq and is a predicted model, not a curated record. Lineage: Eukaryota; Metazoa; Chordata; Mammalia; Microbiotheria; Microbiotheriidae.
AUGAGCGAAGAGGAGAAAAGGCUGCCGUUUCCCAGAGAUGCUGAGCCCGCCAAGCUGCGGCUUCAGCGGGAGCUGGGACUGGCCAGCUCCGUGUCAAUGAUCACAGGCUGUAUGAUCGGCUCCGGGAUCUUUGUGAACCCUCAGCACGUUCUCUACCAGAUGGGGAGUCCCGAGGGGAGCCUGGCUAUCUGGGCUGCCUGCGGCCUCCUGGCCACCCUGGGGGCUCUGAGCUAUGCUGAGCUGGCCACACUCAUCCCAGAAUCCGGCGGAGACUACGUCUACAUUCUUCGCAUCUUCGGGUCCCUCCCCGCUUUCCUAGUGAUUUACGUCUCGACGCUGUUGAUAAAACCCGCUGCAACUGCUGCCAUGUCUUUAGUUUUUGCGGAGUACGUGGUGACCCCCUUCUACCCCGGCUGCUCCUCGCCGCCAGAGGUGCUGGUCAAGUGUGUGGCCGCUAGCUGCAUCCUGAUCCUUGCCUUGGCCAACUGCCUGAGUGUCCGGCAGGCCACUCGGCUGAUGAACGUGUGCUCGGUAGCCAAGGUCCUGGCGCUGCUGCUCAUCAGUGGCGGAGGGCUCUGGGUCCUGGUCCAGGGUCGCGCCGGGGAGACCCUCCAGAACACCUUCGCCGGCACCACGCAGCAGCUGGGAAGCGUCGGCAUCGCCUUCUACCAGGGCCUCUGGUCUUUCAGUGGCUGGAACUACUUGAAUUUGGUGACCGAAGAGCUGAGGAACGCCAAUAAGACGCUGCUGUGGGCUGUUGUGAUCUCCAUCCCCCUGGUCACUGGUCUCUACAUCCUCGUGAACCUGAGCUACAUGGCAGUCAUGAGUCCCAGCGACAUCCGGGACUCCAGUGCUCUGGCUGUCACGUGGGGGAACCAAAUCCUGGGGAAUUGGGCCUGGCUGAUGCCUGUGUCAGUGGCCCUCUCAACGUUCGGCUCAGUGAACGGAAGCUUCUUUGGCGGGAGCCGCAUGUGCUAUGCUGCCGCCAGGGAGGGCCACAUGCCAGCUAUCCUCUCCAUGGCUCACGUCCGCCGUCUCACCCCUUCUCCAGCGCUGACUUUCACGUCCGCCAUAGCUCUCAUCAUGAUCAUCCCGGCAAAUUUCAGCAGCAUCGUCAACUUUUGCAGGCAAGUGUGAAGCUUCCUAAUAUGGAUAAUUCAUGGAACUACCAUCAGCUGCCUCCUUUAUGUAAAAAUUAAGAAGAAGGACCUGCCAAGAUCAUACAAGGUCCCCAUCUUCAUCCCGGUCAUUGUGUUGCUGGCCUCCAUCUACCUGGUCUUGGCACCCAUCAUGGACAAACCACAGAUGGAAUUCCUGUACGUCUUCCUGUUCCUGCUCAGUGGCAUUGUGGUGUAUUUCCCCAUCGUGUACUUCCGAUACCAACCCCCAUUCUUGCAGGCAGCCACGGUACAGCUUCAGUUCUUCCUAGAAGUGGCUCCAACUAUAAAGAAUGUGGACUGAUGGAUUCUCCAUAUCCCACCAUAUCCCUUGACUUGGCUUAGUAUUUUUCUUUUCUUUUUUCUUUC